Molecule: messenger RNA, 2011 nt
Organism: Eptesicus fuscus (big brown bat)
Lineage: Eukaryota; Metazoa; Chordata; Mammalia; Chiroptera; Vespertilionidae
Gene: ACSM3
Product: acyl-CoA synthetase medium chain family member 3
Exons: 14
Coding region: 53-1846 (597 amino acids)
Biological process (GO): fatty acid biosynthetic process; acyl-CoA metabolic process
Cellular component (GO): mitochondrial matrix
Molecular function (GO): fatty acid ligase activity; fatty-acyl-CoA synthase activity
Source: RefSeq, a predicted model, not a curated record
GCCAUACUCGUUGAGCAGGCUGUAGGCUUCCUCCACGCACUUGCGCUCGUUCAUGUUGCAGGAAGCUCGGGUGCUAAAAGGACCAACCAAACCGAUGCUGUCUCUUGUCACAAAGGAGAUACUGCUUCGUUCCAAGUGUUUUCAGCAACCUGGUUCUAUUAGAGUGUUGCAUAAAGAUUAUAGAACAGUGACUCCUCAGAAUUUUUCCAACUAUGAGUCCAUGAAAAAGGACUUCAAACUGGAAAUUCCAGAGUAUUUCAACUUUGCUAAAGAUGUCUUGGACCAGUGGACAAAUGUGGAAAAGGCUGGAAAGAGACCCUCCAAUCCAGCCUUCUGGUGGAUAAACGGAAAUGGAGAAGAAGUGAGAUGGAGUUUUGAGGAACUGGGAUCUUUGUCCAAGAAAUUUGCCAAUAUACUUACAGAAGCCUGUGCCCUGCAAAGGGGAGAUCGAGUCAUUGUCAUUCUGCCCAGGAUCCCAGAGUGGUGGCUUGCAAAUGUAGCCUGCCUGCGAACAGGUGCAGUUUUAAUUCCAGGGACCACUCAGCUGACCCAGAAAGACGUGCUCUACAGACUGCAGUCUUCAAAAGCCAAGUGCAUUAUCGCCCAUGACGCUGUCGCCCCAGCAGUAGAUGCGGUGGCAUCUCAGUGUGAAAACCUGCGCUCCAAGCUCAUUGUGUCUCAGAACCCCCGAGAGGGGUGGGGGGACCUCAAAGAGAUGAUGAAAUGUGCCACUGACAACCACACGUGUGUGGAGACAAGACACGAUGAGACCAUGGCCAUUUACUUCACCAGCGGAACAAGUGGAUCUCCUAAAAUGACUGCACACACCCACAGCAGUUACGGUUUAGGAUUAUCUGUAAACGGAAGGUUCUGGCUGGAUUUGACACCUUCAGACGUGAUGUGGAACACCUCCGACACAGGCUGGGCCAAGUCUGCAUGGAGCAGCGUGUUUUCGCCAUGGAUCCAGGGAGCGUGUGUAUUUGCACAUCGUUUGCCACACUUUGAGCCAACUUCCAUCUUGCAAACGCUCUCCAAGUUUCCCAUCACAGUCUUCUGUUCAGUGCCAACUGUGUACCGAAUGCUUGUGCAAAAUGCCAUGACCAGCUUUAAGUUCAAAAGCUUAAAACACUGUGUGAGUGCUGGGGAACCCAUGAGCCCUGAAGUGAUUGAGCAGUGGAGAAGCAGGACGGGGCUGGAGAUCUACGAAGGAUAUGGGCAGACUGAGACGGUGCUGAUCUGUGGACAUUUUAAGGGAAUGAAAAUUAAGCCUGGCUCAAUGGGAAAGCCUUCGCCUGCUUUUGACGUUAAGAUUUUAGAUGCAAAUGGCAAUGUUCUACCUCCUGGACAAGAAGGAGACAUUGGCUUUCAAGUUGUACCUACGCGACCAGUUGGCCUUUUCACUCAUUAUGUAGAUAACCCUACAAAAACAGCGUCAACUCUCCGAGGCAGCGUCUACAUCACCGGGGACAGAGGCUAUAUGGACGAAGACGGGUAUUUCUGGUUUGUUGGGAGAUCAGAUGAUGUCAUAUUAUCCUCCGGCUACCGAAUUGGACCGUUUGAGGUGGAGAGUGCCCUGGCUGAGCAUCCCGCGGUGGCGGAGUCGGCUGCUGUCAGCAGCCCAGACCCCAUCAGAGGAGAAGUAGUAAAGGCUUUUAUUGUUCUGAACCCCAAUUACAAGUCACACGACCAAGAACAACUAAAAAAAGAGAUUCAGGAACAUGUAAAAAACACUACAGCGCCUUACAAAUAUCCUAGAAAGAUAGAAUUUGUUCCAGAGCUGCCAAAGACUAUCAGUGGGAAGAUAAAAAGAAAUGAACUGAGGAAGAAAGAAUGGGAAACUAUUUAAAACCAUUCCAUUAAUUAUCACAGCAUCCAUAAAACAAAGACUGUAAAAACCACAAGAUUAUGAAGAGGUGAUAAAAAUGUGAUAGUAUGCUUAUAAACUGAUUUAAAUACCUUGUGGUUAGAACAUAAGGGGCUGAAUUUUGAAAUAAAAUAGUAAAUUCCUCUG